Messenger RNA from Mytilus trossulus (common blue mussel), 3126 nucleotides. RefSeq lists its product as uncharacterized. Lineage: Eukaryota; Metazoa; Mollusca; Bivalvia; Mytilida; Mytilidae. The record is from RefSeq and is a predicted model, not a curated record. The transcript has 6 exons. Bases 334 to 1761 code for a protein of 475 amino acids.
UACCGAUCCUUUCGGAAACCUCUAAAUAUGACAUAUUUGUAGCGCAGAAGAUUUUGUUUCGUAAAUAAUUUCGUUCGUAUCCAAGAUGUGAUGUUGUCAUUGACAGAACUUCAUCCUACACUGGACCGAAAGUUUUACGCUCUACGUUUUGUUGCAUGAUGGGAACAAAUCUCAAACAUGGUCGUCGCUAUGGAGUGAAUCCAAAACACCAAAUCCAAAAGAAGUUUUCUGAUUAUUAGUUUAAACGGCUCUAAAUUUUCGGUCAAAUGCUCUUUUGGAACUUGUUUUAAGGAAAUUAAAACUAAAACAAUAUACAUAGCAGUAGUAUAAAAAAUGGAAUAUAUAGGAUUAUUAUGUAUUUUAAUGGUUUUGACAACUGUACCAAUUGUUACAUAUGCUGGUAAUAGUCGACAUUUUGUAACUGAAAAUUGUGGACAUGUUGUUGGACCAGAUUAUGGAGCCUAUUUAGAAUUCGACAGGGCUGCAACAUUCAAAAAAGGAGUAGUGGGCGUUCCAUACACUCUAAAAGGCCAAGAAUUUGAAUGUAUCAUUGUUGUAAGGGGUAUGCCAUCGACUGGAGAAAAGCGAUUCAUGGCUUUACACAUGCGCCAAUUCCACUUGAAAGAACAAGCAGUAGUGAGACCCGAGAACGAGGUUGCAAAGUGCGGGAAAGCUUAUGUGAUUAUUUACAAUGGGAUGGAUAGAAAUGCAGCCGAAAAAUAUGUCUUCUGUGGUGCAGAUGCAGUUACUCAAAACUUAGAAUGGACAGGAGAAUAUAUGACAUUUUAUUUCUAUAUUGACUAUCGUAAUCCUGAUUUUUCUACAGUCGAUCCACUAGUAUCACUGCCGCCUGCAACCGGAAAUACAACAUUGUCUCCACCUACAACAACACCAGAUCCGUUUCCGUAUCCGACAGUCUAUUUCAAGAUGGACAUUACAUCAUAUGAUUUUGAAUGUAAUGAGACCAUCGACAAGGUAUCUUUGAAAUGUAACGACAGUAAAAGAUGUUUAGACGAUUCCUUGAAAUGUGACUUUUGGUUCUCUCGGAAUUGUGCGUCAGAUGUUUACCCACGUGACAACACCGACGUGUCCAGACAAGCACCUGCAAACUGUUUUAGAAAGCCAACAACGACAACUACUACCACAACCCUUGCCCCUCCACCUUUCAGACCAGAUUUAACUCCCUUGUAUGCUGCUGUAGGUGGCGUGUUAGGGGUGGCGCUACUGUUGUGGUGUUGCUGGAAACCAGCUUAUCUCCCUUGGCGGCUUGGAAGAUGUCGUAACUAUCCAUGUUGGGUUAAAUGUGGAAAUCUGUGUCCUUGUCUUAAAUGUCGUGCAUGCUUUCCAGGACCAUCAACUAUGAGCCCAACAGGGGCUGCUGCUUGGAAAGCUGCGAGGUUACAACGAGGCUCUCUUAUUUCACAAGACAUGUCCGAGUUCUCUCCACUUGGCCUACCCGGUCCGUAUUCAGUUUCCGGAUAUCCGGAUAGUCUCCAUGGAGGUCCUCGAAAGUCUAUUAAAUCUGGACAAGUUGCACCCUUUCCAAAUGGCCGAGGUAGUAUUCCAAAUGGAGUACCCACAACUCCGGGUUCAUUUGAACAACGAUUGGCACAACCGUUUGAUUUCUAUCCAAGGAAUAACGCGAAGAAUGUCUCAAAUGCGCCACCAAAUCCCCAAGUUGAAACAGAUUCAGUGAAUCUUGCAAACAAUUGGAUGAGACUGUUGUCGGCUGAUGGAUCUCAUUUACGUGAGCAACGAUAAACAGUAAUCAAAUUUAUGAUAGCAAAACCAGUUCUAGAAAGGAAGGUUACGAUAUGUCUUCAAUAUUUUAUUUGACUUUAUUUAAUUUCACAUUGAAUAUGUGAUUAAAGGGAACAGACAAUAGUGUAUUCAAAUUAGUAUUUGAAGUUAUUCAAAGUAUUUACACGCAACUUGUUUUCAGCUGGUUGCUUUAGCUUGAAGGAUAUUGCUAUCAACUUCGUUUCAAAAAUAUUUCUGAUAUAUAGUACAUGUAGUAAUUUUAUGUUGGUAAGAAAAUUUGAACAUGUUUAUACGUACAUGUAUGUGAGUUUAAAGCAUGAUAAUUGAAUGAUUUACGUGUGGGAAUGAAAGUGUGUAUGUAUGCGGAAUACACAUUGAUACUGGAUUCAAGAUAAUAACGAUUGUAUUGGGUUUGUUGCGAAAACAUGUUGUCUUUUUAUUUUGAAUACAUGCACUUAGUAUAUCCUUACUUUAUAAUAUGUAUAAUACUGUAUAUAUCUUAUAAAAUGUCAUGUAAUCUUUCUCAGGAAAAGUUGAUACGACAAGUGCAUUUUGAGAUUAAAUUGAAGCUUAUAUUAAAAGGAAAUUUGCGAUAUAAAUUUACUUAGAUGUAGUUUACCAGGUAUGGUAUGAUACAAACGAUACAAACUUACUGAUUGACUAUUUAGGUGCUUAACGUCACUUCUUGCACUUUUGGUUAUUUCGUGACGACCAGGUUUUAUGGGCGGAGGAAGGCGGAGUGCACGGAGAUAACAGUGGCGGAACCAGGGGUCCAGGGAUUAGAAACCCUCUCUUUUUCCUGACGAUCUAUGGGUUUGAAUGGGGACAAAUGGUUGGACCGCCCCCUUUAUCCUGGGAUGAGAAUUUUCCUUUAAAAAAUGGCUGAAUCCGCACAGGAGAACCUCCAUCCAAGACAACACGAAGGCAGCAAAUACACAGCAAACUAUAUUUGUCAAUAAGUGUUAAAGGUGUACUAAAAUAUCAUCUCGAAUUUUAAAAUUAAGUGAAAAGAGAAUUAUUUAAGGAACCAAACAAUAGGCUCAAAUAUUGACAUGAUUGGUAGGUUAAAGGGCUCCUUUUCGAGACAUUUAAAUGGCGGGAAACAUCUAACUUUUACCUUGAAUUUGCAUUGCAAUUAUUUGGGUCUCAAAUCGAAAGAAAAGACAUCAAGAAUAUGUUUAAAUUGGGAUAAAGGACAUUUUAUGAGCUAUACUAUUACAAAUAGUCUUAUACGAAAGAGAAAAUAGUUGUUAUGGGGCAAUAUAUAUUGCCCUGUAUUGUAGGGGAAAAAAUACAUGUUCGAACAUCUGACAAACAUUUCUAAACUGAACCUAAGAAUAUAUAUUCGAUCUUGAUUUAAGCAGC